This is a messenger RNA of Colletotrichum phormii, 1341 nucleotides long. RefSeq lists its product as uncharacterized. NCBI's taxonomy places the organism in Eukaryota, Fungi, Ascomycota, Sordariomycetes, Glomerellales, Glomerellaceae. The transcript is spliced from 2 exons. The record is from RefSeq and is a predicted model, not a curated record. The coding region runs from base 1 to 1341 and encodes 446 amino acids.
AUGGCGGUGCACACGAUAGCAGAGAAUAUUGGCGACGUGGAAGAACAGCAUCUCGCCCGUGAAGAUUUGCCGCGGCGGUACUUGUGGAGGAUAUGGCGACUCUUAGAGAAUAGAGGCGUAUGCUUUCAAGCCUGGAAGGUCUUUUCCAAAUUCCUCCUCGCCGAAGACGACGAAAAGACGCUGGGCCUAUACCGCUACCGCCAACACAUAUGCCAACCAAGCGCACCAAGUCUUCGCCACUACCUCAAACCGCUCGAGUCCCCCAACGUGGAUUUUGUAACACACCUAACCAUCACGGGAUCCUGCUCCUUUGGCGAGAACGAGCUGCUAGCGCUAGCCAAGCUCAAGAACCUCGCCAUCCUCGAAAUCAUUGAGCCGGCGUCGUCGGCGUCAGCCUAUGACGAGCACCAACUGGCCAGCUUCCCCAAAGUCGAUGACCGUCUCGUCAGGAGCUGGUCCGAAAUGGACGACCCCUUCCCGCUCCUCCGUGUCCUCCGCCUCUGGGGCGACGAGUCCGUCACGACGCACUCGCUGCAGUACGUCUCCAAGUUCCCCUCACUGGCGCUAUACGACGUCAACGCGUCGAGGAGCGACUGGCGGGACGCCUGGGCAGCCGCGGAGGAGAAUUGCUGGGACCUGGACGAACCGCUGCACGGCCCGCACGAUUCCCUGCUGUGGUACCUCUUACUCUUUGACGGCGCCGUCGAGGAGACCAAGGAGGACAGCAAGCCGAGACAGCUGCAGGGCAUGGCGCGCAACAUUGACGACGGGCUGAUGAAUUUCUGCCAGAGCAGCAACCAGCCCAUCACGAUUGACGCCUCCAGCCAGGACGGCGCACCUCUGUUCCUGGACCACCUCAGCGAGGCGGCCAAGAGGAAUCUAUCCAUGUACGUCGACGUACCAGGCUACGAGGCGCAAACCUGCAAGGGCUUCCCCUUUGAAACGUGGGGGUUCUGGCUGUACUCCUUCCUCGGCCAACUCUCAGGGGACGCAGACCUCAAGAGAGCGGGUCUAAAGACGAGUACUCUCACGGCGGUAUCCGAGAAGCUGGUGCUGCCCGCGAAGCCGCUCGCGUGUCUCCAGCUGGGCCAUUGCGGCUCCGGCAGGCCGGGCAUCACGCCGGCCGUGUCGUAUGUGCGCCGGGGAUUGUUUGCCACGUCUAGGUAUACCUUCUUUAGGAGGCCGUCGGGGGUGGGCAGCAAGCAGGAGUCGUCGGUGCGGAAGCCGACGGAGUCGUUGAGGCCCAAGGUUGAGCUUGGAAAGGUCGAGACGGGGUUGAAUCCGAAUAGGAAGAAGAGGCGGAGGCUUGAUGAUAUUUUGCAGUCUUUUAUGGGUUCUUGA